This is a messenger RNA of Esox lucius (northern pike), 826 nucleotides long. Its product is annotated as myosin-2-like. Bases 17 to 826 code for a protein of 269 amino acids. The transcript has 7 exons. Gene Ontology annotation, molecular function: microfilament motor activity; ATP binding; actin filament binding. Lineage: Eukaryota; Metazoa; Chordata; Actinopteri; Esociformes; Esocidae. Gene Ontology annotation, biological process: vesicle transport along actin filament; actin filament organization. The record is from RefSeq and is a predicted model, not a curated record. Gene Ontology annotation, cellular component: vesicle; myosin complex; cytoplasm.
UACUGUGACAGUCAAGAUGCCUGACGGCGGUGCACAGGAAGGGAAAGAGUUUAAAGAAGCAGACCUGCUCCAGAUGAACCCCCCUAAGUACGACAAGAUUGAAGACAUGGCCAUGAUGACCUACCUGAAUGAAGCUACUGUGUUGUAUAACCUCAAAGAGCGUUAUGCAGCAUGGAUGAUCUAUACCUAUUCUGGACUCUUCUGUGUCACGGUAAACCCUUACAAGUGGCUCCCUGUGUAUGAUGCAGAAGUUGUUGCCGCUUAUAGAGGGAAGAAGAGAGUGGAGGCUCCACCCCAUAUCUUCUCUGUCUCUGACAACGGCUUUCAAUUCAUGCAAAUAGAUAAGGAGAACCAGUCCGUCUUGAUUACUGGAGAAUCCGGUGCAGGAAAGACUGUCAACACCAAGCGUGUAAUCCAGUACUUUGCCACCAUUGCAGUGUCUGGUGGUGAGAAGAAAAAGCAAGACCCUGGCAAAAUGCAGGGGUCUCUUGAGGAUCAGAUCAUUGCAGCUAACCCUCUGCUAGAGGCUUAUGGUAAUGCCAAGACUGUGAGAUCCGAGAGGGCCGACCACGUGCAUUUCGGCCUACUCAACACCGGUAUGAGCCACGUGAAUAUGCUAACCUCGGACGAGAGGGAUAUCGUCGACGACCCGGAAGUAGUGGGGACCGGUCCUAUUCUUGGAGAAGAACAACAGAUAACUACCGCCGACCAGAACGCCGUCCUGCCAGUCGGAACCGGGGGGUACGUAAUCGACAACAGGGGCGACGGGGGUCGACAAACAGAGACCCGCCGUCUGAUAAGACCACCAGUACAGACCCUGAUUUAA